Molecule: messenger RNA, 4247 nt
Organism: Balaenoptera musculus (blue whale)
Lineage: Eukaryota; Metazoa; Chordata; Mammalia; Artiodactyla; Balaenopteridae
Gene: GRHL3
Product: grainyhead like transcription factor 3
Exons: 16
Coding region: 1536-3431 (631 amino acids)
Biological process (GO): regulation of transcription by RNA polymerase II
Cellular component (GO): nucleus
Molecular function (GO): DNA-binding transcription activator activity, RNA polymerase II-specific; RNA polymerase II cis-regulatory region sequence-specific DNA binding
Source: RefSeq, a predicted model, not a curated record
GAGCUGUUGGGGUAUCCAGUAACUUUAGACAAGCAAUUGACUUAAAGGCUGGUAAGGAGCAAUCUAAAAUAGCCUUGUUACUUCAUACAGAAAUAACCAAUCAAUGAGCAUUUCUGAACCUCUUGCUUUCUAUUUUUCCAUACUUUGAAAACAAAAAACAUCUUCUGAUGUGUCUCCAUCCCAGUCAGAUCUGUUGGUUGAAACAGCAGAGGCUGCGGACAGAAAUGUAUUCAUUGGUGCCCCUUAGGGGGUAAAUGUCCUGAAGCUGGGUUACUUAAACAAAAAGGUUUCCUGCAUUUCUCCUCCUUAAUGAUUUGAGUUUGAAGUCAGAACUCCUGACAGUAGAGGCUUCUCCGGUUGGGGUGGGGUGAGGGGAACCUGUGCCUGCUGUGUAAUUGCUGGCAGACUCUGAAGUCACCACUAAAGAUUACAAUGACAGCGUCUCAGUGCCUGGGGGCUCAAGUGCCUUUACUGAUAAGGGGGGUUGAGGGGUGGAAUCCGCUGCUUGGCUUGCAAGUUUUGAGCUCCUGCUGCUGCUGCAUUCCCCCUAGACGUGUAGAGUUAAGAGGACUGGUCCUAGCAUCCAUUCUGAUCCCGACAGAAUGACCACCUCUUGCUGGGCCUCGGUGUAGUAGGAAAAGCCGGACUUGCACAUGACUCUAAAUUCUGCCACUUAGCAACUUCAGGAUCCUGGUGAAUCUGCUUCUCCUCCCUGACCCUCAGGUUCCUCCUCUGUCCAAUAAGGACUAUAAACACCCACCUGGUCAGGGAAACAGUGAGCUCCCGUAUGUAGGCCAGCCGGCCCGGAGGAGAAGCUCCAUAAACGUGAGCCCUAUUACUAGGCCACUUCGAAGGCCGGCGCUUGAAGAGCAUGGAGGCCAAGGUGGUGGAGUUAAAAGCCAGCUCGAGGCAGCUGGCGGGUGGAGCGCCCGGGACUUUUAUGUGGUCGGGCUGGGAGCAUCUGCCAGCCUCCAGGACUCCGCAAACCUCCGGUGCCUCCAUCCCGCUGUUCUCGGCGCCUCGGGGGCUAGAGCCGGUCGCAAGGGAUGCUGGGGCGGCGAGGGCGCAGGAAGUCGCUGCCGGACGCCCACUUCUCGCGGGAAAAGAGCUUCCGGAGCGGGCGAGGGGCCCCAGGCCGGCCGCCAUGUUUGGAGUCCCAUCUUUAGAGUGCGCGAGGGCCUACUGGGUGCCCGGCCGGCCCGCGCUGUCCCGUCCAGCCCGUCGAGGAUGUGAGGGAAUUAAGAUUAAGUGAUCAGCACGUAGUAGAUCUAUCGAAUGGAGGAGAGAGAGGGAAGUGAGCGAGGCGCGCCAGGAUCCCCCUCUGCAGCCCCGCUCGGGCCGCAGUCUGGGCCCCCAGCCGCCGUCUGGAAUCAUCUUCCUCCCCGAAAUCUUGGAGAGCCGAAGCAGAGGGAGGGAGGGGCACCCGACCCAUCCACCGCUCCACCCAAGCUCCGGGAGCGCUGAGCUGCAGACUGCCUGCAGCGCUGAAAGAGUUAACUAGGAACGCCUCCCGCUGUGGUUUUGUGGUCGAAACCAUGAUUGCCAGGAGCAAAUUUUUGUCGUGCACGAGUUUCAGAUCCGUACGGCUGCUAAAGAACGACCCAGUUAACUUCCAGAAAUUCCCCUACACUAACGAGGAUGAGGCCUGGAAGACCUACCUUGAAAAUCCCUUGACGGCGGCCACGAAGGCCAUGAUGAGAGUCAAUGGAGACGAUGAGAGCGUUGCGGCCCUGAGCUUCCUCUACGAUUACUACAUGGGCCCCAAGGAGAAGCGGCUACUGUCCUCCAGCACUGGGGGCCGGAACGACCAAGGAAAGAGGUACUACCAUGGCAUGGAAUAUGAGAUGGACCUCACUCCCCUUGAAAGUCCCACGCACCUCAUGAAAUUCCUGACAGAGAAUGUGUCUGGAACCCCAGAGUACCCAGAUGUGCUCAAGAAGAAUAACCUAAUGAGCUUGGAGGGGGCUGCACCCACACCGGGCAAGGCAGCUCUCCUCACCCCAGGCCCCAGCAAGCUGGAAGCUGGCUCUGUGGACGGCUACCUGCUGCCCACCAGUGAUGUGUAUGAUAAUGGCUCCCUCAGCUCCUUGUUUGAGAGCAUUCAUGGGGUGCCUCCCACACAGCGCUGGCAGCCUGACAGCACCUUCAAAGAUGACCCACAGGAGUCGCUGCUCUUCCCAGAUAUCCUGAAAUCAUCCCCGGAACCCCCGUGUCCAGAGGACUAUCCCAGCCCCAAGAGUGACUUUGAGUACACCCUGGGCUCCCCGAGAGCCGUCCACCUCAAAUCGGGCGAGUCGCCCAUGGCCUACCUCAACAAGGGCCAGUUCUACCCUGUCACCCUGCGGACCCCAGCAGGCGGCAAAGGCCUUGCCUUGUCCUCCAGCAAAGUCAAGAGUGUGGUGAUGGUGGUCUUCGACAACGAGAAGGGCCCGGUGGAGCAGCUGCGCUUCUGGAAGCACUGGCAUUCCCGGCAACCCACCGCCAAGCAGCGGGUCAUCGAUGUGGCUGACUGCAAAGAAAACUUCAACACUGUGCAACACAUUGAGGAGGUGGCCUAUAAUGCACUGUCCUUUGUGUGGAAUGUCAACGAGGAGGCCAAGGUGUUUAUCGGCAUCAACUGCCUCAGCACAGACUUCUCCUCGCAGAAGGGGGUGAAGGGUGUCCCCCUGAACCUGCAGAUCGACACCUACGACUGUGGCUCAGGCACUGAGCGCCUGGUACACCGAGCUGUCUGCCAGAUCAAGAUCUUUUGUGACAAGGGAGCGGAAAGGAAGAUGCGGGAUGACGAGCGGAAGCAGUUCCGGAGGAAGGUCAAGUGCCCCGACUCCAGCAACAGUGGCGUCAAGGGCUCCCUGCUGUCCGGCUUCAGGGGCAAUGAGACCACCUACCUGCGGCCUGAGGCAGACCUGGAAACCCCGCCGGUGCUGUUCAUCCCCAACGUGCACUUCUCUGGCCUGCAGCGCCCUGGAGGGGCAGUGCCCUCAGCAGGACACGGCACAUCCAACAGGGUCUUCUUCACCUCUGGGGCCCCUCCGACCCUGGGUUCCUCACAGGCCUCUCCCUGCCAUCCCCACAGGCUGCCUCUGAAGCGUACCUGCUCACCCUUCACCGAGGAGUUUGAGCCUCUGCCCUCCAAACAGGCCAAGGAAGAUGACCUACAGAGAGUGCUGUUGUACGUGCGGAGAGAGACCGAGGAGGUGUUUGACGCCCUCAUGUUGAAGACCCCGGACCUGAAGGGCCUGAGGAGUGCGAUCUCUGAGAAGUAUGGGUUCCCUGAGGAGAACAUUUACAAAGUCUACAAGAAAUGCAAGCGGGGAAUCUUGGUCAACAUGGACAACAACAUCAUUCAGCAUUACAGCAACCAUGUCGCCUUCCUGCUGGACGUGGGGGAGCUUGACGGCAAGAUCCAGAUCAUCCUUCAGGAGCUGUGAGCCCUGAGCCUCCACAGCCGCACACCUCUUGAAGUGGACUCCAGGCGAGGGGCCAGCUGGGAAGUGGCCCCGCGCCACACACAACCUCUCCUCAUGCCUCAGUGCUGUUACUUGAAUGCCUUCCCUGGGGAAGAGGCCCUCAAGUCACAGACCCACAGACGUCAAGGCCAGGAAGGGACCUGGGAGGUGUCCUGAUCCGAACCUUCAUCUCGUGCUUGAAUCUAUUCUCCGAACUUCCGGCCAGAGCCUGCCCAGCCAGAGACAGUGUCAUGUUGCUUAACAAGCCCAGCAGGCUCGUUCCUCCUCGGAAGCCCUUCUCUACAGCCCCUCUCCCGCAGGCUGCCGUUCGGAUGGGGGAAGUGGACCCUGUCUCCACAAGCUGACUUGACUCUUCCCGUUCUUGACUCUUCCGUCAACUUCAGACCAAUGAGUCCUCACCCUUUGGUCAGUUAGUUAACUUGAAAACACUUGAUUCUCAGUGCAAAUGACUUUUAAAAGACACUGUAGUGGAUAUACUCUCCUCAUAGACGUACUUCCUCAACACUAGACAGCAGCAGAGGCGACCGACUGGAACAAAGUGGCCUCGGUGUAACACGACCGCCAUGCCUGCUCACUACUGUAUACAUUUCUUAUUUACAGUUUUCAUUUAUGUUUUAUAUAUAUAUAAGUAUAUAUUGUAUAUAUAUGCAACAUUUUAUAUUUUUCAUGGAUACGUUUUUAUCAUUUCAAAAAAUGUGUAUUUCACAUUUCUUGGAUUUUUUUUUUAGCUGUUAUUCAGUUAUGCAUUUUGUAUACUCGUAUGGUAUUUAGUAAUAA